AUGACAAAUUCGACUACUAUGUCGGUCAACAACGAGAUAUCAACAGUGGAGCCAGUAAAUCCGGUGAAAAGCCUCGUAUGUAGUCCGGAUUUGAGCGUGUUCACACCAGCGUGCAGUGGCGAGACUCUAUCGGCAAACGUCGAGGAGAAGACGUACCAGUGUUUACUGUGUCAAAAGGUUUUUGAUCAGAAGAGUUUGUAUCAGAGCCAUCUCCGUUCGCACGGUAAAGAAGGCGAAGAUCCUUACCGAUGCAAUAUUUGCGGGAAAACUUUUGCGGUACCUGCGCGAUUGACUAGACAUUAUCGUACGCACACUGGUGAAAAACCGUACCAAUGCGAAUAUUGUAGUAAAUCGUUUUCCGUAAAAGAGAAUUUAAGCGUGCAUCGUCGUAUACAUACGAAAGAACGGCCUUAUAAGUGUGAUGUGUGCGAACGUGCAUUUGAACAUAGUGGUAAGCUGCAUCGACAUAUGCGAAUUCACACCGGAGAACGGCCACACAAGUGUACAGUCUGCUCGAAAACGUUCAUUCAAAGCGGACAGUUGGUAAUACACAUGCGCACGCAUACCGGGGAAAAACCAUACGUUUGCAAGUCCUGUGGCAAGGGAUUUACAUGCUCUAAGCAACUGAAGGUACAUACCCGCACGCACACCGGGGAGAAACCUUACACUUGCGACAUCUGUGGUAAAUCCUUCGGUUACAACCAUGUCCUCAAAUUGCAUCAGGUUGCCCACUAUGGUGAAAAAGUUUAUAAGUGCACACUAUGUCAUGAGACGUUUGGUUCAAAGAAGACCAUGGAGUUACACAUUAAAACUCAUUCAGACUCAUCGGUCACUGGUUCUCCUCGGGACUCACCAAUCGAGCCAGAGAUUGAGAUCUCGCAGGCAAAUAGUGUUGGCACUGCUAGUGACAAGGAGAACCGCAAGACUGAAGAGCCAAUUGAUGAUGCUGCUGCUUAUGACGACACUCCACGAGAUUUUCCUUAUUACAUGUAUUCCAGAGAGCAGUAUUCACAACCGCUUCUGAUGCCUAGUGAAGACAGAGCUUUUCAAACGACGUCUGUAGUCCCUGUUGAACAAUCUCACUUGUUUCUGUAUCCUGAGGUUUCUCCAACAUACACUGGUCUUGGAAUUCAAAACAACGAAUUUGUUAGUGACUGCUCGUCUCUUCUCAAUUUACCAGGGAACGACGCUCGUAGAAGAGUAGAGGCUGCACUAGAAGCAGUCGAAGAAGAAAGACAGAGGGAGUAUGGCAUCAGGAUUGAAAGAGAACCGAUUUUAACUCCUCCAAGCAGCAAUCCCGUAAGUCCUGUUCCUUCGCCGGAUCCUCUCGAUUUGGCAAUUCCAGUACGAGAAACGUUAAUUCUCCCUCCAAGAAAACGGUGUAAAAUGAUCCUGGAGUCGAUGGAAAGUGAGAGAAAUGGUCUCAUCGCCUCUCAAAGACAGAACUCUGUUAUCCAAUUUGCAAAAG
Molecule: messenger RNA, 1468 nt
Organism: Bombus terrestris (buff-tailed bumblebee)
Lineage: Eukaryota; Metazoa; Arthropoda; Insecta; Hymenoptera; Apidae
Gene: Kr-h1
Product: kruppel homolog 1
Biological process (GO): regulation of DNA-templated transcription
Molecular function (GO): RNA polymerase II cis-regulatory region sequence-specific DNA binding; DNA-binding transcription factor activity, RNA polymerase II-specific
Source: RefSeq, marked provisional